CCGGCUCUCCCAGUGACCGGCUGCGCCGGCCCCGCCGCCCUCACAGUCCCGUCGGCGGACGCGUCCGCAGCAUGGCCGGCCUGGCGCGGCCGUGCCCGGGCCCGCGCGCCGCGAUGCCCGCCUGGAAGCGGGAGAUCCUGGAGCGCAGGCGGGCCAAGCUGGCCGCCUUGGGCGCGGGCUCGGCGGCCGGCGUGACCCCCGAAGGCUCGGCGGAGUCACUGGUGCUGGCCGAGAGCCUGGGCCCGCUGCGCGAGAACCCGUUCAUGCGGCUGGAGUCGGAGCGGAGGCGUGGGGCGCGGCCGGCGCAGCCGCUGCUGGAGCUCUACUGUCGCGUGCCGGGUGUGCGCACCAUCCGCGCCGACAACAUCCUCAUCAUCGAGUCGGCGCCCGGCUUCCCGCCCGCCGCGCCUGCCGCUGCCGGCAUUCGCGCCGCCGAAGUGCUCGUGUUUGAGGCGCCGCCGCCGGGCCGCGUCAGCCGCCUCCUGGAGAAGUUCGACCCGACGGCGGCGCCGGGCCGCCGCGGCAGCCCGGAGCGCGCCCGGCCUGGGCCGCCUUCACCGCCGGCCCGCGGCCCGCGCGCGUCCGUCUCCCGGCCCGCCGCGCCUCCAGAUCCGCACCCCACGAACCCCGGUCCGGCUGCAUCCCCAAGUCCGCCACCCGCGCCUCCUGCUUCCCACACCGGCCAGCGCAACGCCUGCUUCGAGCCCGGGCAUCCCGGAGGCGGGGCCGGCCCCCGGGACCGGCGCAGCGACUUCCUGCAGAAGACCAGCAGCAACUCCUUCACCGUCCACCCCCGGGGCGUGCCCCGCAGUGCGGACGCGCGCCCGCCCCCCAAUGGGCCCGCGAUCCCCAAGCCCCGAGUUGGCUCUGCCAAUGGGCUCCGGGGCCCCGCGCCCGUACCGAGAGAGUGGAAUUCCGAAUGGAAGCCAAAGGUGGAGUCAGGGGAGCCCCCGCUCCGCCCGCCCCCAAGUCCCGGGACAUCGAGUGCCACUCCAGCCGCGUCCACUGCCUUCCCAGCCCACGUGCCCAGCCCUGCUAGUGCCACUGCAAGCCAGCGUCAGUGGGUCUCCUCUGCCACCAGCGCCAACAACUCCUUCGAGAUAAAGCCGGCCCCUAAGCCAGACAUGGACACCAUCCCUUUGGGGGAUCUCCAAGCCCGAGCCCUGGCGUCGCUCCGUGUGAACUCCCGGAAUUCCUUCAUGUUCAUCCCCAAGUGGAAAGUCUCUGAAGCCGCUCCUUCCGAAGGGAGACAGUCUGUGGAGCUGCCAAAGGGAGCAGCAAGUCAGGUCUCUCAAAGCCAGAAGCUUGGAGCCCAGCUGGCACCCAGAGAGGAUGGUGCAUCUGCUCUGGGGAGGAGCCCCGAGGAGGUCAAAGUGCAGUGGGGUGUUGAUGCGGACUGUCCCCGGCCAGCCACUGCCCUCACAGACCGGGCUUCUAAAUGGCAAAGGCCAUCCUCUCCACCCCUCUUCCUCCCAGCCACUGCUGAAGCUGAGCCUACUGGGGACUUGGGGGUUCCUGGCUUGGCCAAGAAUGUCCAGGAGCCUGGGAGGCCAGGACUGCCUGUCACUUUCAUUGAUGAAGUGGACUCUGACGAGGAGGACCCCCAAGAAGCCAAACUGCCCUGCUCAGGGCCUGGUGUGCCUUCCCAGUACCACCUACACCCUGUCCAGCCUGGGAACAUCUCAGCACUCCAGCACCGGGGCAAUAACACCUUCACGGUGGUACCCAAGAGGAAGCCUGGGUCUCUGCGGGAACUACACUUCCAUCGGGCCAAUGGGGAGCCCGAACUACAGGAGGGUGAGGAAGAAGAAUCCAGUAGCCUUUUGGGGCCCCAGUCUGCCCUAAAAAUCACGUUGAAGAAGCGCUACCCCACUGUGCAUGAAAUCGAAGUGAUCGGUGGCUACCUGGCCCUGCAGAAGUCUUGUCUCCUCAAGGCUGGCUCCUCCAGAAAGAAGAUGAAGAUCUCCUUCAAUGACAAGAGCCUGCAGACUACCUUCGAGUACCCCUCUGAGAGCUCCCUGGUGCAGGAGGAGGAACUGGAUGCUGAGCACGAGGAAGAGGAAGGUGAAGAUGGAGAGGAGGAAGAGGAGGAAGGUCCCAGUACUGAGAAGCCCUUCACCCUCUUCCUGCCCCGGGCCACAUUUGUGAGCAGUGUGGGGCCCGAGAGCCCCCAGCUUCUGGACAGCAAGUCAGGUCUGUCCAGCUACACUCCCAAGCACUCCUUGGCCUUCAGCAAGUGGCAGGAACAGACACCGCUGCAGGCUCCAUGCGAGGUGGAGCCCCCGCCGAAGGAGGUCAUGCUCACACCUGCCAGUCAGAAUGACCUCUCGGACUUCCGCAGCGAACCAGCCCUUUAUUUCUGAUCCUCAGCUGUUAGGCUGGGAGCUGGACAGUGCCCAGUUCUGCCUGUAUCCUACACUCCCUUCCAGGGGCUGGGAUGUGCUGGCCUGGGAGGCAGCGGGCCUCAUGCUGUUAACUCCAGGUUAGGGGCUCUAAGAGUGGUGACAGGGAGAUGCCUGUGGGGAGGGCCAGCUCCUGCUGGAUGGUGGCACACCUGUGACCAGGAACUGUAGGCUGCCCUCUAUCCUGCCAAGGCUGUCUCCCAACCCCUGCAUGCGGGGCCCAGCUCUGUCAGGCAUGCCCAGGAAGAGCUGCUAUUCUUUGCAGGACCCCAAGCCCCCACCCUCAGCUCACAUUCCCACCCUUUCUGACCUAUGGCAACCUUUUCUUGCCUCUGAUAUCAGACUCAAUAAACAGCACUGGACAAGGCC
This is a messenger RNA of Octodon degus (degu), 2771 nucleotides long. It is a transcript of the gene Tprn, whose product is annotated as taperin. Gene Ontology annotation, cellular component: stereocilium base. Bases 72 to 2363 code for a protein of 763 amino acids. Gene Ontology annotation, molecular function: phosphatase binding. Gene Ontology annotation, biological process: sensory perception of sound; stereocilium maintenance; auditory receptor cell stereocilium organization. The transcript is spliced from 4 exons. The record is from RefSeq and is a predicted model, not a curated record. Lineage: Eukaryota; Metazoa; Chordata; Mammalia; Rodentia; Octodontidae.